UGGGACUUCAGAGGAGGACUGGCUUCAGAAGGCGUGCAGAGGUCGGAGCAGAGCAGAGCAGAGCAGAGGAGCAGCUGAGAAUGGAGGACGAGCGAGCCGAGCGAGGGGACCAGUCCGAAGGCCCAGAGGAGCCGGAGGAGCAGACGCCGAUGGACUUGACUGAGCUGCAGGGCCUGGUGACGGAGCUGCGGCGGGGGCUCCACUCCGCCCUGCUGGAGCUGUGCCAGCUGCGCCAGAGGGACCAGAGUCUGGAGGAGAAGCUGCAAGCGCAUCAAACCGACGUGGACGACAAGAUCAUGGGAGUGAAGAACUCGCUCAACACCUUCAAGGAGGAGCUGAGCGUGGCAUGUUUCCACAUCAAGGAGGUGUCCCACCACCAGAGGGAGCUCAUCAAGAAGGUGGAAGUCCUGCACGCUGACAGGGACUUUCCCACUCAGCACAGCAGGAAGAGCUCGAGGGUGGAGGCCCUGGCGGCUCUGGGGGAGGAGCACGUCAGCGUGCCCAGCCAGUCGGAGCUGAGCGUCAUCCAGCACUACUUCUCCAGCCUGGCCCACAGCAGCUCACCGCAGAGGAGCAACACGUCCACUCAGACCUCCACCUCUGAAGUGGAGGGACAGCAGAGACCCUCGCGCCACUGCAGCAGGGACGAGGCAGACUCCCCCAACCAGCUGAAUGAAAACAGUGAGAUUGGAAGCUUCCUGUCGUGGCUUCGUGACACGCCUCCUCACUCUGAUCACCUCGGCGCAGACAAGCGUCAGAGAGCGGCUCUGGAGCUGCUGGAGUCGGAGCGAGUCUACGUGUCACACCUCUCCCUGCUGCUGAAGGCCAACAUCUCUUUCAACGGCUCAGAGGCGCUGGCAUCCAAGGACAAACGUCCCUUUCCCAGCUCCCUGAGGUUCCUGAUCCAGCAGCACCUGGAGCUGCUUCACAACCUCCAGGAACGAGUGCUCAAGUGCCAGUGGCAAGGCCUGAUGGGAGACAUUUUCAUGAGAUUAACCAGCAAAGAGAGUGAUUUCCUGGACUUCUACGUGUCGUACCUCAAGGAGCUGCCCGAGUGUCUCUCGGUCGUCACCAUGCUGGUGUCCAACCCCAGAAGCCCUUCCUUGCUGCUGGAGAGCGACAUCACGGGCGACGAGUGCAAGCCAUCACUGCACAUGCUGCUCCUGCAGCCGGUCCAGAGGAUCCCAGAGUACCUGCUCCUGCUCCAGGGCCUGCUGAGGCAGACGGACGCAGACCACCCCGACUACUACCUGCUGCUGGUCUGCAUCCAACAGUUCCGCUCCUUCACAGCGCAGCACCAUCACCUCCUCCAGAGCAACCAGGAGCUGCUGCUGCAGAACCAGAAGGACGUGAAGAGGUCCAGCACAGCGCCACAGUGGUGCCCGCUGGGAUCCAACCUGAGCUGCUUCCGUCCCUCCUGCAGGUCCACCAUGAAGCAGCUGCUCAAGACUGUGGAGAGUGGGAUUCAGAGCAACCACACGGGCUCGCCGUACCCUCACAGCAUGCUAGACCACUCCAACCACAUAAAGCAAAGCAAACAGCGCCUCCUGGAGCAGAUGCAGUCUCACCGCUACCAGAACUGGGAAGAAGAUUCCAACACCAGUAACUACGAGAGAGAGUGGCAUUCCAACACCCCCUACUUCAGCCCCGACACCGACUCACGGAACCACCAGCUCACAGGUCUGGGCAGCAUUCCCGAGGCGUCGGAGCGGCCCACACCCUGCCAGCACCACCAGAGCUCCAGAGCAGCAGGCUUCCGUCAGGCCCAGCCGGGCUCAGCCCAGCCGGGCUCAGCUCUGGCCGACGCGCUCGGGGAGUUCCUGCUUCCAGCGGAGCAGCCCAGGAUGGAGAAUCUCUACGAGGAGGAGCGGGUCUCUCUUCCUGACGCGUCUCUGUUCGACCGCUGCUCCUCAGCCUCCUCCGACUCCUCCAUCGACAUCGCCUUCGUCAAGUGUCCCAAAGCUCCGAUGCACCACGCGCUGGUGACCCCCGUCCAGACCAGCCGCGACAUCUUCAACCUUAACGGCAGCCACGGCUACAACAAGCUGCCCAACCGAGGGUGUGUGUCCCCGGACGAGGCCAUCAUGAUGCGGCGUAAUCAGCACCGCCCCCUGCAGGCCAGUCAGCGCAAGAGCAAGUCGCUCAACGGCCUGCAGAUGGACGCCACCAUGAGCGGCACGGAGGAGAAGCCCAGCGGCCAUGCCAAGCUGGAGAGGCAGGGCAGCCGCGGCAGCAGGGGCUGCUCCACGCCGUCGCGGCUCCUGCACAGCCCGCAGGGCAGCAGGGUGGAGCCGGACAAGCAGCUGGAGCACCACAGGCUUCUCAGCAUGGAGCCUGGCCUGCAGUCGUGGGCCGAGGACAGCAAGUGGCGCGGCGGCGCCGAGGACAGCAAUCCUUCUGCCUUCAGCGAGAGAAGCAGGAAGCAGGACAAAGGAGGCUUCAGGAGCUCAUUCAAGAAGCUCUUUAAGAAGAAGACGGGAGAGGAGAAGAAGGAGAAAGGAGGAGAGAAGGUGCAGGAGAAUGGAGACCAGGAGGGAGGGAAGAACGGCAAGCACGUUCACCUGGAGAUCAACCGCGGCACCGCUGUGUGAAUGUCACCAGCCGCUCUCCAUCAGCGACGACGACGCAUCUGGCCCCUUUCUGCUUCCCGAUGUACCACACAUGGAGCUCAUGUAACCACUUCCACAGCACACCUUGCACAGAGAGCACCUUGUCUUCACAACAUCUUAUGAGCGCAUGAUCAGGCACAUCAUGUGAAGAGCACUCCAGCCUCCAACAGCAGUCUCAUACUGCACUGCAACAGUUUGGUCCUACUCACCGUUUGAAUGGACUGUUUUGAGAAUCGGACACAGCUUUGUGUAUUUUAGAGGUUGUUCCACAUGCUGUUCUCUACCAUGACACUAGGGGGCACUAUAUUCCCCCCGUCCAUCCCAACACUAGCGAGCAACACUGUUCCAGGCCAGAUGUCCAAUGUGAAUAUUAAUAAAGCGAUUUUCCUCCUCGACUUUAUAGCUCAUUGACAUAUAAAUCCAAAUGUAUAACUUCAAUAUCGACUAUAGCUGUGAUUAAACAUAUUUGACCUCAUCUUGAACUGAGUGUUUGACCUAAUCAUUUAAACUUAACUUGGUCUUUCUGGACAUAAUGAAAAACACAAAUACUUGUUUUGCCCUUACAACAUAUUAAUGAUAGUAUCUGAACAGUUUAAACUUCAAUUCAAUAAUAGGUUAGCAACAUAAAUAGAGGCUGAGUCUAGACUGAAACAAUACUCAGAGCAAGUUCUGAUCAC
Synchiropus splendidus (mandarinfish) is the source of this 3286-nucleotide messenger RNA. It is a transcript of the gene arhgef33, whose product is annotated as Rho guanine nucleotide exchange factor (GEF) 33. Bases 81 to 2591 code for a protein of 836 amino acids. The transcript has 15 exons. Lineage: Eukaryota; Metazoa; Chordata; Actinopteri; Syngnathiformes; Callionymidae. Gene Ontology annotation, molecular function: guanyl-nucleotide exchange factor activity. The record is from RefSeq and is a predicted model, not a curated record.